AUAAUAGAAAUACCAAAACACACUUUGAGAAAACAUGGGGCCUCAAAUGGCCUCUAUUACUCUCACUAUUGCAUUGACAAUAGUUUCUCUCUCCUUGCCAUCUCAAGCAAAUAACUACAUCUAUUCAUCUCCUCCACCACCACCUAAACCUUACUACUACAACUCUCCACCACCACCAGUGCACUCACCUCCUCCACCUUACCAUUAUAGUUCUCCACCACCACCACCAAAGACGCCAUAUAAAUACUCUUCUCCUCCACCACCAGUUUACAAGUAUAAAUCUCCCCCUCCACCUCCAUAUAAGUAUCCAUCCCCUCCUCCACCAGCAUACAAGUACUCAUCACCACCACCUCCUGUUUACAAAUACAAAUCUCCACCUCCACCAAUUUAUAAGUAUAAAUCACCUCCUCCACCGGUGUACAAGUACUCAUCUCCACCACCUCCUGUUUACAAGUACAAUUCACCUCCUCCACCAGUUUACAAAUAUAAGUCUCCUCCUCCACCAGUGUACAAGUAUCAAUCUCCCCCACCACCAGUCUACAAGUAUAAGUCACCUCCUCCACCAGUCUAUAAGUAUAAAUCACCUCCACCACCAGUUUACAAAUACAAAUCUCCUCCACCACCAGUGUAUAAGUACAAGUCACCACCACCUCCGGCUAAAAAGCCAUACAAGUAUUCAUCUCCACCACCACCAGUUUACAAGUACAAUUCACCUCCUCCACCAGUGUACAAGUAUCAAUCUCCUCCACCACCAGUUUACAAGUAUAACUCACCUCCUCCACCAGUCUACAAGUAUAAAUCACCUCCACCACCAGUUUACAAGUACAAUUCACCUCCUCCACCAGUGUACAAGUAUCAAUCUCCUCCACCACCAGUCUACAAGUAUAAGUCACCUCCUCCACCAGUCUACAAGUAUAAAUCACCCCCACCACCAGUUUACAAAUACAAAUCUCCUCCUCCACCAGUGUACAAGUACAAUUCACCACCACCUCCGGCUAAAAAGCCAUACAAGUAUUCAUCUCCACCACCACCAGUUUACAAGUACAAUUCACCUCCUCCACCAGUGUACAAGUAUCAAUCUCCUCCACCACCAGUUUACAAGUACAAUUCACCUCCUCCACCAGUGUACAAGUAUAAUUCUCCUCCACCACCAGUGUACAAGUACAAUUCACCUCCUCCGCCAGUGUACAAAUAUAAAUCUCCUCCACCACCAGUGUACAAGUACAAUUCACCUCCUCCUCCAGUGUACAAAUAUAAAUCUCCUCCACCACCAGUUUACAAGUACAAUUCACCUCCUCCACCAGUGUACAAGUAUAAUUCUCCUCCACCACCAGUGUACAAGUACAAUUCACCUCCUCCGCCAGUGUACAAGUAUAAAUCUCCUCCACCACCAGUGUACAAGUACAAUUCACCUCCUCCUCCAGUGUACAAGUAUAAAUCUCCUCCACCACCUGUUUACAAGUACAAGUCACCUCCUCCACCAGUGUAUAAAUACAAAUCUCCUCCUCCACCAGUGUACAAGUACAAGUCACCCCCACCUCCGGCCAAAAAACCAUACAAGUACUCAUCUCCACCACCACCUGUUUACAAGUACAAUUCACCUCCUCCACCAGUGUACAAGUAUCAAUCACCUCCACCGCCAGUUUACAAGUAUAAGUCACCUCCUCCACCUGUGUAUAAAUACAAGUCACCACCACCGCCAGCUAAAAAGCCAUACAAGUACGCAUCUCCACCACCUCCAGUUUACAAGUAUAAAUCUCCUCCGCCACCAGUAUACAAGUAUAAGUCACCUCCCCCACCUGUGUACAAAUACAAGUCACCACCACCUCCGGCUAAUAAGCCAUACAAAUACUCAUCUCCACCACCACCAGUUUACAAAUACAAAUCUCCUCCUCCUCCAGUGUACAAGUACAAGUCACCACCACCUCCGGCUAAAAAACCUUACAAGUAUGCAUCUCCACCACCUCCAGUUUACAAGUAUAAGUCACCUCCCCCACCAAUUUACAAAUAUAAAUCUCCUCCUCCACCUGUUUACUCACCACCUUUACCACACUACAUCUACUCUUCACCUCCUCCACCGGUUCAUUCCUCUCCUCCACCACACUACAUCUAUGCAUCACCUCCUCCUCCUUAUCACUACUAGAUAGUGGUUUACAAUAGCAUCCCAAGGAUUUUAUGAAUAUAUUGGAAAUAAGCAGGAAGAUGCAUUUGGCAAUAAUACAAAGAAGAAAACAACAAUGGAAGCAAAGUUUCUUAUUUGUUUUGAUAUAUGAAUUAUUAUUCUCAUUAUUAUUUGUGUGCUUGUAUUUUGAAUUUUAGACAGCUGUAAGGCACUGUGUGUGGUAAAUUAUGAAUGCAUUUGUUUUGGAACCUAAUCGUUUUCAAAGGGUUGAGAAAAUAAAAUUGAAUAUUUCUCUUUU
Messenger RNA from Vicia villosa (hairy vetch), 2420 nucleotides. Its product is annotated as extensin-2-like. The record is from RefSeq and is a predicted model, not a curated record. Gene Ontology annotation, biological process: plant-type cell wall organization. The transcript is spliced from 2 exons. NCBI's taxonomy places the organism in Eukaryota, Viridiplantae, Streptophyta, Magnoliopsida, Fabales, Fabaceae. Gene Ontology annotation, molecular function: structural constituent of cell wall. Bases 35 to 2143 code for a protein of 702 amino acids.